Messenger RNA from Coregonus clupeaformis (lake whitefish), 1260 nucleotides. It is a transcript of the gene pagr1, whose product is annotated as PAXIP1 associated glutamate-rich protein 1. The record is from RefSeq and is a predicted model, not a curated record. The coding region runs from base 198 to 1136 and encodes 312 amino acids. The transcript is spliced from 6 exons. Lineage: Eukaryota; Metazoa; Chordata; Actinopteri; Salmoniformes; Salmonidae.
CUUACGCCCCGCCCACACUGUCUGAGUCUCGUUUCUCCAGAAAAUGGCGCUGUGUUUACGUCUGUGUGUCUUUCAUCUGCUUAGUUUUGAAUGUUUAGACUUUUGAUGCAUUUAUCAAUUACUAACCGGUAAGAUAAUUUGCGUUGUCUACCAGAUCUAUCUGCGGAAACAAACUGACCAUUGGAUUAAGGAAGUUUAUGAUGAACUCCACCAACGGAGUGAAGCAGAGACCAGGCUUUGUGGAAUUCAGCUCCGACUACAUCGAUUCGCCCAAGCAUAGUAGCAACAUCAAGAUAAUGCAGGCUGCAGAGGCUACUACAGACUCCUCACUGAGAGAGGGAAUAGAGGCGCUCGGAGUGGGGGACACUGAGAAAACCACUGGUAGGGAAGAGGAAGGUGAGAAAAACAAAGACGGGACAGAUGUGGCAGCUGCAAAAGCAGAGGAGAUCAAAUCAGAGGAUCCAAAAGAUGGAGACAAAGGUGGAGAUGCGAUGGAAGGAGAGGGGCAGAAGGGGGAGAUGCAAGCAGACAGCAAGAUGGAGGGAGGCGAUAGAAAGCAGGUGGAGCGAGAGUGGGAAAUCACCUAUAGCGAUGACGAAAUCGAGGACCCCAAAAACUGGAUGCCCCCUCCCGACGAAAUCAAAAGACUGUAUGAGCUCCUUUCAAAAGGGGAGAAGCUGGAACUGAACUUUGUGCCCUUUCCUCGAAGACCGCCUACACCUGAGAGGACCCCCUCACCCGAGAGAGAUGAUGAGGACGAGGCGGCAAAAGAGAGGGAGAGGGAGGAUAGAGAGCGCAAGGCCCCAUCUCCCACAGAGUUUGAUUUUGAUGAAGAGCAGAUACAACAGACUCCAAAAAAUACUUUUAUCAACCGACGCAGGACACCAGGGUCCUCGGCUCGGUCCUCUGUCAAACGGGAGGCUAGGUUGGACAAGGUACUGUCAGACAUGAAACGCCACCGCAAAAUCGAGGAGCACAUUCUCCGGACUGGACGAGACCUCUUCAAGAGCGAGAAGAGCAGCCGAGCCGGGCCCGAGGAGGCACUGUCUCCCAACAGUCAAAAAGAGCGAGAAAAGGAGAGGGAGAGAGACAGCGACCCCAGCAAAAUCUUCUCGCCAAGACAGAGGCGAUACUGAGACAGGACUUUACAAGAGGAAGGAACUGCAGGCCAAGAGCUUCGAGGCUUGAUUUUUUUUAUGCCAUUACCAAUUUUGUAUGAUUGUGCGUUUUGUAUCCUUGUAAUAAACAUUUUACUCAUUA